Molecule: messenger RNA, 1179 nt
Organism: Nakaseomyces glabratus
Lineage: Eukaryota; Fungi; Ascomycota; Saccharomycetes; Saccharomycetales; Saccharomycetaceae
Gene: SNF6
Product: Snf6p
Source: RefSeq, a predicted model, not a curated record
AUGGCUGUAGUUAAGAAGAAGAGGUAUUUAAGCAAGUCUCUGAAGAACGGCAGAGCAGCUCGUGUCCAGAGGAAUAGGACUGAAUAUGCAGGCAUCAAUGGGAGUAGUUUACUGUCGGGGUCUAUGGAGCUCCUAGAGGUGGAUGAGGAGUCCCAAAGUUUAGUGAUGGGGGAUGAUGAGAGUGUAGCGGAGUUUGAACAGAGGCGGCUGGCUGCGGAGUCCAUGAACGCGAUAACGCAUGAUGAGAGUGAUACUAUAUCGUUUCGUAACUACCUUCUGGCGAAUUACCUGCGUGGUGCUAACUAUUUCAACGCGCUCACGAUACAUAAUGUUCCAGUAUCCAGGAUCAAACCGCCUAAGCUGUUUCAAUCGCCAAUAUCCCUGAUGGAGUUGAAAAAGAUGAUCGAGUUACAAAAAGCAGGAAUAGGUAAAAUCAAAGCUGUCAUGGACACAUGGAUAAAGGAAAGGGAGUCGAUGGUGAGCACUGAACAUACCAAGUUUUACAAAUCACGAAUGAAAGUGUUGGAUACAGAUGGGCUUGAAGGUAUACACCACGUGGUAAAAAACAUCGAAUCUAGACUUGGAGGCAGACUACAGGAUAGAGCUUACCAUCUCUACGAUCCGGAAGUAUUUGGAACUAAAUUUAGAGGCGAUAUGAGAGAAGCUCCAGAAGACUAUUGGGAAAAGUACCCAGAACUGGUAAAAGAACGUAAAGAAAAGGAGGCAAAGAUGUUGAGAGAAAAGGAGGAAGAGGAACUUCGGAAGAAAGAAGAAGAAGAGAGGAGAAAGCGUGAAGAAGAAGAGGCUAAACAACGGCAACAAUUGGAAGAUGACCAAUUGAAGAGAAAUCAACAACCUUCCGAAACACCUUCGGGAGCAUUACCUCUGCAGAUUACGGUUCCGUUAAGUGGUGCUGAAAAUUCUUCUGGUGGACAUACACCAGCACCAGGAAUGGUCACAGCCUCUAUGGGAAACAGCAGUGAUAUUGGUCUUGGCACAGACCAACAGCCACAGCCAUUACCUGUUACCCAGGAGCCAUUGUUGAACGUUGCAUCCGCUCAGAUACCACCACAAGACCAAGCUCAGGAUAUCGAGAAUGUAUUUGGCGAAUACGAGGCCGAACCAUUCAAUACCGGAUUUGACGACGAGUUUGCUGAUCUAGACAAUGUAUUCUUCUAA